Molecule: messenger RNA, 469 nt
Organism: Amphimedon queenslandica
Lineage: Eukaryota; Metazoa; Porifera; Demospongiae; Haplosclerida; Niphatidae
Product: lon protease homolog, mitochondrial-like
Exons: 3
Coding region: 49-399 (116 amino acids)
Biological process (GO): chaperone-mediated protein complex assembly; protein catabolic process; protein quality control for misfolded or incompletely synthesized proteins
Cellular component (GO): mitochondrial matrix
Molecular function (GO): ATP binding; ATP-dependent peptidase activity; serine-type endopeptidase activity
Source: RefSeq, a predicted model, not a curated record
UGUACAGCCAAUACAACUGACACUAUACCAGGACCACUCAUUGACAGAAUGGAAAUAAUACAAGUCUCUGGUUAUAUAUCAGAAGAGAAGGAAGCCAUUGCUCAGAAUUACCUCAUACCUCAAGCUCGUUCUUCCUCUGGUUUGGAGGAUGGGCAGGUCCUCAUAGAAACUGAUGCUCUCCAGUCCCUCAUCAAGUGGUACUGUAGGGAGAGUGGAGUGAGGAACCUACAGAAACACAUUGAGAAGAUAUUACGUAAAGCUGCUUUUAAAGUUGUGUCACAGACACAGACUAAUGAUGAUGAAGCUGAAGCUGAAGAAGAUGAAAAGAAACAAAAGAAGAAGAGAAACCUUCUCCCCCUCCUGUCACUGAUCCUGUCACAGUCUCUUCCUCUAAUUUAAAAGAUUUCGUUGGUCAUCCUCGAUAAUGGGUCUGGCUUGGACGUCAAUGGGAGGUACUACUCUUUAUGUG